CCACAGAUACAAUUCUAUGUUAUCGACCCUCCAUUUAUUUAUUCCAUUCAUUCUCUGAGCCGAAUCGUUCAAACUCCAUUUUCAAUCCAUUUUCUGGAAGAUCGUAUCAGUAUUUCGCCACAAAACAGAGAAAACCGAUGGGUUGGAUGCCGUAAUCGGCUGCGGUAGCUGUUAUUUGCACGAUAGAAGCUGAAGAUAGGUACGGUAAAGUUGUAGAGAGAAAUCAAUUUCUACGAUUUCUAUACGGUUAAACCGAAUUCCACCAGACAACAAGCUUGUUAGCCGUCGCCCCAACCUCACCCUCGUUACCCCCCUUCGAGCAGUAAUCACAGACUCGCCGUGGCUCCUGCCCAGUCGCUUAGGCCAAUCAGCCGACUCCUCCGUUUGCAAUUAAUCAGAUAGGCCCAAUCAGCCGGCACUGAAGCAAGCAUGAUGACUUCGUCAGGUUCGCUAAUCCAUCGCCUUGUGCCCUACUUUUCUGCCCAAAUCCGCCGGAAUUCCAGGCUUCUCAGUUCCUCCUGCGCCCUCCGAGAAUCUGUGCUUUCUUCCUCAGAAUCUCCAUCUCCCUCGACCAACACAGUUCGUUUGACCAACAACUGUGUUAGGAGAAUGAAAGAGUUGCAAGCUGAAGAGUCCAGUAUGAAGCUGUUGCGCUUGAGUAUAGAAGCUGGCGGUUGCUCUGGGUUUCAGUAUAACUUUUCACUUGACGAUAAGACCAAUAAUGAUGACAGGAUCUUUGAGCAAGAUGGAGUUAAAUUGGUGGUUGAUAAUAUUUCGUUUGACUUUGUGAAGGGGGCCACUGUUGAUUAUGUUGACGAGCUUAUCCGCUCUGCUUUUCAGGUAUCUACAAAUCCGAGCGCAGUGGGUGGCUGUAGCUGUAAAAGCUCCUUCAUGGUGAAGUAGCUAUCUCAUGUCUGCUUGUUUCCAGACUCAGCUGAGGAGAGGGAGACAUUUCCAGAGAUGUCAAUGGUUUGCACGACUAACUAAAUUUAUUUUGAUACUGAUUUCCUGUUGUAUACAGAAACAAGUCAAAAACACAACUCAUACUAUCACUCUCCCCCCCGGCUAGAAUAUAGAAGACACCUUGUUGUCAGGUGAAAUUGAUUGUUAUAUGAUGCAUUUGUCUGACAAACAGCAGAAACUGAGAAAGUCUCAUCAGUUCUCUUUGUGCUGAGUAGUUGCAGUUCUGCAAUGAUUAAUGCCCAUUGUAUACAUGUGUAGGAGUAGUCUUAUGCAUUUUAGGCAAUUUUGUACCCUUCA
Messenger RNA from Salvia splendens (bonfire salvia), 1260 nucleotides. RefSeq names its product iron-sulfur assembly protein IscA-like 2, mitochondrial. Lineage: Eukaryota; Viridiplantae; Streptophyta; Magnoliopsida; Lamiales; Lamiaceae. The record is from RefSeq and is a predicted model, not a curated record. Gene Ontology annotation, biological process: iron-sulfur cluster assembly. Gene Ontology annotation, cellular component: mitochondrion. Gene Ontology annotation, molecular function: iron ion binding; 4 iron, 4 sulfur cluster binding; 2 iron, 2 sulfur cluster binding. The transcript has 6 exons. The coding region runs from base 430 to 903 and encodes 157 amino acids.